AUGCUCGACUGGGUGGUGCAGCGCGGGGGAGAGUACGCCGCGCAGGGCUUGGUGAACUACAUCGCGCGGUGCCCAGCGGCGCCGCCGUGCCCUGCCUGCCCGGCGCUCACCUGCCAGGCUUGUGGCGUCUGCCAGGCGCCCGCCUGCCCGGGCCUCUCGUGCCCGGCCUGCCCGACCUGCCCGGGCCUCGCGCCGGCGGCGGGGGCGGCGGCGUGCCCGGCCUGCCCGGAGGCCCCGGAGGCAGCCCCGUGCGCCGGGCACGGCUGGGGGCUGCUCUGGUUCGUGUGCGGCGUGGCCUGCGGCCUCGCGUCGUCCGCUGCGCUGCUGGGCGCUUGGCGCGCGGCUCGGUGCCGCGGCAGGCGCGGGCGGGCUGCCAUCCAGGGCUACUCGGAGCCAGGGCGUGCCCCCGUGAGCGAUGGCGACGUCUGGCACCAGAGGCUGGUGCUGGGGCAGGUGGCGCUGUCGGGUGGUAGCCUCUUCGUGAUCGCCACGCCCGACCGCCACGUGUACGCGGAGGACUACAGCGCAGGGUCAGCCGACGUGGCAGCCGUGAGGUGGGCCGCGGCCUUCAACGUGCUGCCGGACGGCAUCCCUCCUGGGGACGUAUACCGUUUCCGGGCGGAGCCGACGGCGGCACAGCAGGCCGCCUUCCUCGCCGCGGCGGUGCCCGAGGCCGCGGGCGAGUGCGCCGGGCUGGCCGCGGCCCAGGGCGUGGCAGCCCCGGCGGUGGACGCCCACUGCCUGCUGCCGGUCCCGGUGGGCGGUCCCGCGGCCGGGGCAGGGGCUGCCCCGGUGGUGGCCGCUGCGGGCGCGGGGUCGUGGCUGUUGGUGCGGCCGACGGACGUGGGGCUGCUCGCUGGGUCGCCGCCGAGUGUGUUCGGCGGCUACCGCGUGGGUGACGACGUGCCCCACCAGGCCGGAGCGGGCAUUGUCGGGGACAAGGACAUCCACAGGCUAGCGGACGGCUCGGGCCUCUUCGUGCAGUACCUGCGGCCGAGCGACGAGCAGGAGUUCUUCGACCGCAUCGUGGCCAGCGACGCCCGCAUCCUCCCAGUGCGGCGCAACAGGCUCGGGCGGCGGGAGCGGACGUGGGCGGACAUGUGUGCCGCGGUGACGAAGGAGGAUUUCGGCAAGGACUGGACGCUCGGUGGCGUCCGGACGGCGGGCUGGUGCCUGGAGCACAUCAACUCGGAGGGAGGCAGCUUGGAUGCGCACCACGAUCGGUUUCGGUCGCUGUGCCGCCUGGAGCCCAACGCAUGGGGAGUGGCCGAGCACCUCCACCUCACGGCGGCCGUCAAGGCCGGCCUCCUCGUCGACCAGCUCGAUGGCACGAACCUCGCCAUGGUCGAGAUGCUGCUGGGGAGGAUGCAAACGAUUGAAUUCGCCCACCUCGAGCGGGCGAAGGAGGCCGAGGCAAAAGGAUACAGUGGCCGUCUCAGCCUCGAGGAGCAGCAGGCAUUCUCGGGGCUCAGCCGGGGCUCGGGGCAGCUGAGGAUUUGUCCGGAGCUCCUCGACGUGGUUCGGAUCGACGUGGAGCGGGAGGCGCAGCUCAACAAGGCCCUACGGAAGGGGCGCGAGGAGCGAGAUGCCGCCCGCAAGAAGGGCGGGGGCGACAAGUCGUGA
This is a messenger RNA of Prorocentrum cordatum, 1623 nucleotides long. Lineage: Eukaryota; Dinophyceae; Prorocentrales; Prorocentraceae. The record is from the annotation of a GenBank genome assembly.